Molecule: messenger RNA, 2091 nt
Organism: Plasmodium fragile
Lineage: Eukaryota; Apicomplexa; Aconoidasida; Haemosporida; Plasmodiidae
Exons: 2
Coding region: 1-2091 (696 amino acids)
Source: RefSeq, a predicted model, not a curated record
AUGGAAAGCUUGGAAGAAAUCUCGCGACAGUACGAGGAGACGAAGAGGGAACUGCUUCAUCGCGCGGAGGCGCACAAGAAGAAUAACGGGGUAGCCAAGGCCUCAGGGGGGAAGAAGCAGUACAUUGAAAAGACCGUCCUUCACAAUUUGCAUCGGGUGAUUAUCAGCUACUGCAAUCUGGUGAAGGUGAAAUAUAUCCACUCCUAUAACAGCGCAGAGGUCUUGGAAGAAAUCUCGCGACAGUACGAGGAGACGAAGAGGGAACUGCUUCAUCGCGCGGAGGCGCACAAGAAGAAUAACGGGGUAGCCAAGGCCUCAGGGGGGAAGAAGCAGUACAUUGAAAAGACCGUCCUUCACAAUUUGCAUCGGGUGAUUAUCAGCUACUGCAAUCUGGUGAAGGUGCACAGGGAAGGGCAGCACGCACACGGAACGAAUAAAGGCAAAGGCGGAUCCAAAAAAGGUCACAAAAGGAGAAACAUAAAGGAUACAUGUAAGAACGGCUGGAGUGAUGUGGUCAUUCAUGAUGAGCUCGCAAGAAAAGUGGCACAAACAAAAGCCAUACAACGUGGACACAUAGAAAGAGUAAAUCGGUUUAUUAAAACGGACAAAUCGAUUGGAACCUUUGGAAAGUACGUAGAGAGGGUAUUUCGUUUGAGGAGGCGUAGCACCUUCGAUGGGCGAGUGAACCACACUGAGACACCCCCUAGUGACGCACACAAACCACUGCGCAAACGUAGAAUAAAAAUAAUUUUGGAAAAGGACGUCCACUUUGAUCUCUUCCUUGGGGAAUGCAUGCACUUCCUACAAGUGCUGCUACAUGGGAAAUCUCAGGGUUCAUAUGUGCAGGCGAAUUAUGUUAAGGGCAGGCCGCGAUCUGUGAAGGGUUUAGCCAAGGAGGAUAAGAACAAUUGGUGGAGCAGGAUGUUAAGCGAUGGGGGGAGGGGAAAGCAACUCGGGGUACCAACCGUACAUGUGAACACGUUACCUGGGGAGAAAAAACGAGUUAGUACCCAUUUUGCGGGGAUCCCACAUGGUCGAAUCAAUGCAGGAGUGAGGAAUCCUGCUCGCCCUGGUGAAAAAAAACAUGAAAACAACUCAAAUGAUAAUGAAAGAGAAAGGCGAAAGAAAAAUGACCCUUUUAAAGAUCCCAUCAGUCGCAUGCAUUUCCCGCUUCAACCAAUGGACAUGAAAAUGGAACUAUGGAGUUCCUUCCUAGAUGGAAACCACCACCUUUACAAUUGUAUCACUCGACAAGUGGAUCCUAAUUUGUUAUAUAUAAUUGAUAAUGAUAGAAUGUUGCUCAGGACUCUUUUUUUUUUUAAAAUGAUUCACUUAUUUGUAACCUAUAUAUAUGUCACCAUGUGUAGAAGUGAACCCCUCUUUUCUUGCGUGGCCGUAUUUUUGAACAUAAUUCGAAGCUUCCAUGGGACAUUUCAAUUAGCAUCCAACGGUGCAACGAAAUGGAAGCACGCGUACGCCUUCUUCUGCGCCUUCGCCAGCGUGCUCAGGAGGGACAUCCUGCCCCCUGCCACAGGGGUGAGCGGCGGCGGCGACACAAGCGAAGGAAGCGAUGUUAGCGGCGGAGAUGAACGAAGCGGCAGAAGUAAUGUUAGCGACGGAAAGAUGCAUAACCAGUGUGGGGGAAACUCACACCUUGUGCACAGCUUCGGGGGCCUCUGCUUCGGGCCCGGGAGGGCAAGUUCACCCAAGAGCGAUGCACGGAAGGGUGCUGCCCCCGCAGAAGGAAUAAAGAGUCAGGCACACCGAAAAGGGAAAAGCAAGAACGAACAAAUAGGAACCCCGUCAGAUGGUCAGUACUGCUACUACGCAACGGUGAAAAAUGAAGACGAAGUCGAUUCGGUGAAUUUAGCCAUACAUGUAACCAACACGAGCAAGGACAAUAUUUUUUUUUACAAAAGGUACAUUGAAGAACACAUUCACAAGGUGUUCCUACAUGUAUAUAAAUUGAGCGAACCAAAGAAGAGGAUCUGUUCAAAAGAAAAAAACAAGGAGGAAGGAAUUAGUGAUCCAUCAGUGUUUAAAAACUACGGGAAAUUAUUUCGAAAUUUUUUUCAAGAAAUUGUUUCAUAA